Ectocarpus sp. CCAP 1310/34 is the source of this 1180-nucleotide messenger RNA. Lineage: Eukaryota; Phaeophyceae; Ectocarpales; Ectocarpaceae. The record is from the annotation of a GenBank genome assembly.
GCGGGAAGCCAAACACAAAUUGGCGAAUGCGCCUGUGGGUAAGGGCUAUCCCUUUCGCCCGAGUCUCAAUGCCGCUUAACCCGCACGCUACUCCGUUUGUCAUCAAGGGCUCAGGUGGUGGUGCAGCUGCUGAUGAUGGUGGGAAAGUUAGGGGCAUAUCCUCCUCCUCUCCUCCUCCCAAGAUUUUCUGCGAUCUCGAUGGUUGCUUGGUUGAUUUCGAGAAAGGUUGCCAGGCGGUGAUGGGAGAGACCCCUGACAAGCUUCGCCCCAAGGCCAUGUGGGGAGGGCUCGCUCGAGCCAGGGGCUUCUACGAGCACUUGGAUUGGAUGCCGGACGGACGAGAGUUGUGGGACGGCGUGGCUCACCUUCAACCAACUAUUCUCACGGGGCUACCGAUGGGAAACUGGGCGGAGCCACAGAAGCGAAACUGGUGCAAACGAGAGCUUGGCGAACACGUACCUGUGAUCACUUGCAUGUCAAGGGAUAAGCACAUCUACUGCCGCCCCGGCAAUAUCCUCAUCGAUGACAGAGAGUCGCUGGAGGCUGCCUGGCAGCGAGCUGGGGGUGUCUUCAUUCAUCACACCGCUGCGACCUCGUCCUUGGAGAAGUUGAAGGUAAUCCUGCCAGCUGAGGAAGAGACUGCCAGCGGUGAUCAAGGAAAGGUCAAGCGCCAGAAGAAAGGAUAGCUUCAAAGUGCGCUUUCUCAGGGGGCAGGAUGGGGAAUGGUUGUGUCUGUUUUGUAUAUUGGGCGAUCGGCUACGUACGUAUCGAAUGUUGGUUGUUGCUCGCUGUUUUCUCGCGUUCUCUUGUGUGUUCUCAUAUGUUGCGCGUCAUUGGGGUGUUGGCCUCGCAGUGUUUUUUUUCGCCCAGUUUACACGCGGAUGUCAGUCACUAGCAUUUCCUGGAAAUUUUCGACAGUAGUUCCCACGAGAGAAGCAGGUCGCUGCUUUGCACGUAGUCCCCUCUGGUGGAGAUGUUUUCGGCUACGGAUCGUUCUUCUUCACUGAACUCUUCUGCACGGCAAAAGAAAAAUGGAGGGAGGAGAUAUGCGGCGGACUUAAUCGAAGUCCGAAAGUAAGUGCCGCUGCGUCUCGUUCCCCUCCCGCAGUUCAAUCAGCGUCCUGGUGUGAUUUUCAACGAGCAUGGACGGAUAUCCCCUGCAUCAAAGGGACACGUGGCC